Molecule: messenger RNA, 972 nt
Organism: Morus notabilis
Lineage: Eukaryota; Viridiplantae; Streptophyta; Magnoliopsida; Rosales; Moraceae
Exons: 2
Coding region: 111-734 (207 amino acids)
Source: RefSeq, a predicted model, not a curated record
AAAGCUUUUUUAUUUUCAUUUUUCCCGAUUGCUUACUACAGAACAGCUUCUUCUUCUUCUUCUUCUUCUUCUUCUUCUUCUUCUUACCAGUAGAAUUGAAGCUCUCAAAAAUGGUGUUGGACGGCUUUCCGCAAGACCCAAACGACAGAGAAGAGAUCAAGCCCUGGACAAUGGUGGUGAUCCGAGACUCCGUCCCCAAAACUGAAUUCUCCGUCUUCCCUCCGAUCAACCACGAAAAUCUCCACCUUUCUUCACGCAGUAACCAUGAGAAAGAAGACCCAUUUUCACCGCCCUUCUCGUUGUCUCCUUCUUCCUCUUUGGCGUCUUCGUCCUCGUUUUCGUCGUUCUCGCCGUCGGACUCGGAUCUGUCCGACCCGGAUUCGCCGGUGGCGUCCGAAUCUCUGCUCAAGAGAAGCGGCGAGGUCGGUCGGUGGUGGGUGGGGAUUGGGCUUGAGGUGUUGAGGGCGAGGGUUCUGAGGCUUGUUUCGUCGUUUGGAGGCAACGGUGUCGUUUGGUGGAAAGCUUCGUGCUUUGCCGCCGGCGCGGGAAUUGCGGCGGCGGUGAUGCUCUGGUCGUUCUACGUUAGGGCUCGGCACCGAAAGAGGGUGAAGAAUUUGAAGGCCGUUGUGAGAGAGAAGAACGAGAAAAUCAACCAACUACUGCACCAGAUUGCUCAGCUGAAUGAAGUGCUGAUAGCCCGCCACAGAGUUCUGGCUUCAAAAGUACCCAAUUGAAAACCAUUGCGUCUCACUGAAAAGUUAGCUUAGUAGUCAAGGAAACAAUUUUUUGUAGCAGUGUAUGAGUUACUAUUACAAACUUGGAGUUGAAAGAACUAAAGGCCCGUUUCGCAAAUGUAUUUAAACCCGUGAUUCUGAUUCUGUUAUAAUUUGAAUUUAAAAAUUUCCCAUCACUAGUUCUCUCAGAAAGGUCCCGUCAAUUGAAUCAGAAUUACUAACUUGAAUGUGUGAACCG